UUUAUUGACAAGCAACUAUUAUCUACUUGAUUACUUCAGAAAAAAUCUUCGUGCAACAAAUAAAUUGAAAAAUGUGAUAGAAACUAGCUAAAUUAACCCUAACAACACUGUGCUGGUGUUUGAGCUUAUCUAUAUUUUCAAAUAUCAAAUAAAAUGGUAGACACCGUAAUUUAUGCACAAAUUUUCUAGUGUUCACUUUAUAAUGGAUGCAUCGGCAUCAACAAAACCAGAUGCCGAUAUUAGCAAUUUAUAUGGUUUCUUUUUAAAAAUAGACGAUAGCAGUUACACAGCACCAAUUAAGCAAAAGAGCACAGUUACUAAAUACACGAAGCUUCCAGAUUUUGAUUUUGACUCCAAAGCGUCAUGGGCUCCUCACAGCUACACACUCCAACCAAGACUAAGACGCAUCAUUACACUUGAAAAUGAUGAUAAUAUAUUGACUGGACAUAGAUCAUUGAAGUCGCAUUUCACUGGUCCACCCAGGAUUAUGGCUGCUCCAGCAGCUCCAAAUCAUACAAAAAGAAAAAUUGUUACCAUCACAGAAGAUGAUGAAAACGAUCUUCAUCUAAAAUUUUCUAAAGAGAAAAAGCCAUUUCCUGUGAAAACAUCAAACAGAGCUGUGGUAGCUGAUUUUAAAGAGAAACAAUCCCCCAAUAGAACUACAUCAAGGUUAACAAAUUCAACUAAAUAUUCUAAAGAAGUAAAAACAAGUGCCAAAACAAAUAGUGCACAUAAUAAGAAGGAAGUGAUUGCACCUGCACAAAGUUAUAGAAACAGAAAUACUAAUAGUUCAAGUCUCGAUAAUAGUAAAGCAAGAAAUGUUAAAGAUAAAGAAAAAGAAACAUCAAGAAAAAAUUUGAACCCAACAUCAAAAAAUAGUGUAAGUAAAAAUUGUGUAGCACCAAGUGAAAGUGAAAAAGAAGUAACAAAUUUAAAACAUAUGCUGUAUGAUAAUCUAAAAAGCAAAUCGGUAACUUACAAACGACCUGUAGAAAAACCUAAAACAAACAAAUUACCAUAUUUACAAAACAAGUCUAAAGUGGGUUUUAUAAAAGAUGUCCCCAAUAAGGAAAGAUCUCCGACAGUAAUACAUGUUCCGCUUGAUGAAAAGUAUAAGAAGAAAGACAAAAAGUCUGCUACUGUACCCUAUGUGGCCCCUCUCAAAACCACUGUCGACUGCUGUAUCGAAACUGACGAUAUCGUCCACUAUAAAGAUGCGGAUGUAUCCACCGACCCGAUGCCAACAACGAUGCACCGCGACACAGAUAUGGAAGAUUUUGAAAUCAAUACAAUAACCAGAUGCGAAAGUACUAUACAAACGGAUCCUAACAAACUAACAUUCGAUAGUCUCGAAAUACCAAAUGUAUCGUUAACCAAGGAUAAGUGCGAACCCAAAGAGGAUCCUAGAACCUUAGACUCAACAUCUUUGCCAAAUCUUAAAGUGCCGCCUUUAAAAAUAGUCCCUCACAAUGAAGAAGUGAAUUCUAGUGAUAUAAGUAUUUGUCAAAGUGCCUCUUAUAUUAUUAGCCAUGCUACCUUAACGUACACUACUAAACAAAAGUUCAACUUCCAAAUUGUUGGUAGCGACGAAGAAGUCAAACCAACUCUUCCGCCUAGUCCAUUAAAUUACCCUGUGAAUGUUGUGUCUGUAUUCAAGAAUGAAUUUAAAAAUAAGAAUGUGAGUGAAAGCGAAUCUUCCGACGAUUCGUACAACAAAAAGGAAACUACACAAGAGGAGGAAUAUCUUAACCGUUUAAAUGAUCUGAAGACUCUUAAUUGCUCGUACGUCUUUAACAAAUUAAUGAAACCGUCGGAUAUAAUUAGCACAAUAAGAGUUAAUAACGGUCUAUUACAGAACGACUACAUAUGUGAACAGUUCCAGAGGGAACUCAACUUUAUAGAUUCAUUCUUUGAAUCGUUACAGUAUCUGGAGAGUUGCUCGCUCUCUGACAAAUGUUACCCCGAAAACAAAGUAGAAAACUUUGUCAAUAAUUCUGUGUUAUUUGACUCCACAUUCGAUGUCAAGAAUUCAGAGUACGACAAUUUCUUAUCGAAACUUGAAAAUGGCGCGAAUAUUGACGACACCGAAACAAUGGCAUCAAAGAGUCUUUGUCUGCUUAAUUUACUCAUUCGUGAUGAGCAAAGACGAGCAAAGAAUCUCUUAUUCGUAUUGAAAAUGCGAGAAGAUGCGCUAAAAGACUUUACGAAAUCUCAAAUACUUUGGUUAGAGAAAAAGAAAAAACACGACAACACUGACAUAUCGACGUUGAAGAAGAAACAGCGCGGUGCAUUGCUCAAGCUGCAACACGAGUGUGGGGAGAUGCAACGUAUGCGCAAAGCUUUGCUCACACUCUCCGAGAAACGCAAGGUUGCCCUUAUGAAAACCAAGAAGAAUAUAGAGUUAAAACUUAAAAAUAACGUCGAUGUGGAACAGAUUAUUCUUGGCAAAAGGAAGUUAAAGCGAAGCUCUAGCUUCGACAGGAACGCCGCUCCGUUGAAAUGUUUUGAUUUGUCGAGUAGUGGGUGUGAAGAGAGUACCACUUCUAAAGUUACCUCGGAUGCAUCUAUAAUCCCGGCGGAGGUCCAUGAUUCGGUGGUGAGUGUGCUCAGUGCAGAGAAGUACGUACAGACCAGCGACACGCCAGGCGCCGUACUCAUGGAUCACGCCACCGACACCGCCGCUGAGAACUUCGUAGUGGUUGACGGUGGGUACCUGAAUAUACUGUUUCAUAAUCUAACCCUCCCGCAGAUAUUCAGCAGUGGAAAACAGUAUGAGGUAAACGAGGAGGCUUUGAGAAAUAUAGUUCACUCAGCGAACAGUCAUAACACUACUAAUCUGAGUGGUAGUGAUGUCGUUGAGAAACUUAUGGAUCAGAUUAAGAAUAAAGAGUCUGAUAGAUCUUCAAGCUCGCCGUCUACUGCACGAAGUCUCAUUGAAGAAUUCGAUCAGUACUACAAAGAUCUGCACGAGGAUCAGAAAUCACCGCCCAGCUCUCCAGACCACGAAAGCGAUCACUCUAGUAAGGUUUAUGAAAUCAAAGAUACGAGUGUGCAGUCAAUGGACAACAAGUCAGAGAUUUUAGAGGACCGAUGUAGUCAAACUACUUCUACGCUGACGUUCAAGUCUGACACUACUUGUCGUGUCAACGAAUUAAGCUCGCCUCCAAGUGUAGAACAUUCGUGUGUGUGCGAGGUGGUGUCUGUGGAAAGUCAGUGUUCAAUAGAUAAGGAGCCAGUACUUACUAGUCAAACGCCGACGGGCCCGCUACCCGUGCCGGUCGGCGCCGCUGCUGUCGUGGACAGUCAGCCUCCAGAUGUUCCUACCUGUUUACCACCGAAGUCAACUGCAUCCUCUGCUUCAAUUUCAGAGACAGACAGCGUCAGUAGUCAGCCGCUGUGCGGGUCCGUGUCUUCGUUAACGACGCUCACGGCGCCGGUCCAUGUUGAGGCAGAGGAGCUGCGGAGACAACAACUAGAGAUAGAAAGAGAGAUAAAGGCUUUAGAACAACAGCAAUGUCGAUUGCUAGUUGUAAGAGAGAUUCCGGACAAGCCACCGCCGCCUUACACCCCGCCCACAGAAACUCGAGUCCCAAAACCCCCGCGCAUGUUUACGCCGGACGAAAAUUUAGAAGAAAAAGUAGAAAAACACAUUAUGGAUCCAGGAGGCAGUAUGUCUGACCAAUCAGAGGCCUUCAAUGUAUUUGUGCAAGAUUUUUGUCAGGAAUCAUUGGAAAGGCAUAAACACGAGCACAGCGAUAAGCCAUGGGACGCGUGUAAUCUGCUGCCGCAGAAGCCACCAGUGGAAGUUCACGAAUUGGUCGAGAAAACCACUUCAGAAUUAAAGGAGGUGCUCACCAGUGUCCCGCCUACUACCGUGUCUGGAGUUUCAAGUCGGCGGUCGGACCACAUCGACGACAUACUUUUCGCCGAGUGGCGGCGUUGCGAGCCCGAGUGGACUGCGCUGCAUGCCGACGAGGCUAUAGUUAAGAACCAGAUCUUUGAAAGCAUCUUCCAGAAAAUUCUUACCGACACAGUCGAUGAGUAUAAGAAAACCGUACAGUGCGAGGUAGCCACACCUGACUAAGGUUCUAAGAAUGGUGCUGCUAAGGCCCGCGCUAACCAACCAUGUGGCGGACCGUGCUACAGACACAAUUCCCACUCCAAUUAGAAUAACAACAUAUUUUUAUGUAAAUAUUUACUCAUAGCGCAAUUACUCGUGUUGUGUAGAAAUAAUGGAUACCUAGUUUUCUAUUUGGGUAUAUUGUACGUAUAGUGGUAUUCUAUUUAUUGAAAUUGUAUAAAACUUUACUAGACAAGAUUUUGAAAGGGAAAAAAUAAUGUCUUAUUUCUGUAAUUCAUCCUUUAUUGCAGACAGACGCUUAGCGACUUUUUAAUCUUUUUCAAAAUAUACAAUUUUACAAGUUCAGUUUUAGAUUCCAGACUUGGGCAUACAAUAGUAUCAAGCUCUUAUAUUCCAAGUAAUAUAGAUUAAGAUAACAAAGGAAUAAAUACGUGAAAUCUUUCCAAUAAUAUCAUAUUAUUAUAAUUAUUUAAUGAAGCAUAUUUGGUAUAGCUUGAAAAAUUGUACCUUUGUUGUUGUUAUAUUAUGUGUAUAGAAUAUUAUAU
Molecule: messenger RNA, 4626 nt
Organism: Spodoptera exigua (beet armyworm)
Lineage: Eukaryota; Metazoa; Arthropoda; Insecta; Lepidoptera; Noctuidae
Source: the annotation of a GenBank genome assembly